AUGUCGUCAAUCCAGAUAAAAAGACAAAAAGCAAUUAUAGAUGGCACACAGCAGCAAGGGAGCCGGGCCUAUGUGCUGCUGUCCCUGAGCCAGCAGGAUGGCAUUGAGCAGCACAUGGAUUUUGAGAGCCGCUACACCUUGCUGGAGCUGUUUGCUGAGACCAUGUCCUCUGAAGAGCACUGCAUGUCCUUUGAAGGGAUUCACCUCCCGCAGGUCCCCGGGAAGCUGCUGUUCGCGCUGGUGAAGCGCUACCUGCGCGUCACAUCCCUCGUGGACGAGCUCGGCAGCGGUGCGGAGCAGGGAGGGGAGCGUCAGGACGGCGCCGAGCCCGGCUCGCGGCGUGGGGAGAGGAGCCGCGUGAAGCAGGAGUUUGAGCUCAGCAUGGCAAUGGCGAGCCUCAUCGUGGAGCUGGUGCGCGUCAUGGGCUGGGAGCAACAGCAGCAGCCGGAGCUGCCGCCCUCGCAGGGGACACGGCCGCGUGCUGCCCGCUCCAUCUUCCAGCCCAGGGCCCCGGCCUGUCCCGCUGCUCCAGUGUCUGUGCUUGCUCCGUAUCCUGGUCCCUGGAAAAAGCAGGGCUGUGCUUUCCUGACCCCCUCGAAUUUCUCCUGCCCCAGCAGCUCUGCAGAGUCCGUGCAGGCCAACCUGGCGUGUGGCGUGCGGGUCCGUAUGCUGGAGGACUGUGGCGAUGUGAGAGCUGGGGAUGAAGGCGUGUGUUGCCAGAGCACUAAUGGCACGGAUGCAGUGCAGGUUUUAUGGCAGUCAACAGGUCGGACCUGCUGGGUGCAUUGGCACAUGCUGGAGAUUAUUGACUUUGGAGAUCAGCGCAAAGAGCCUGCUGGUCAGGAAAAAGUAUAUAGUUGGAUAGAGGGCUCUAACCUAGACACAGGUGAGCACAUGCUGCAUGCAUUCGCGCGGCCGCGCGUCUCCAAGCCCUCUGCGGGGCUGCACUCCCUGCCCUACAUCCGGGAGCAGCCGGGGGACUGUGCAGAGACUCUGAGCCGGGCCGAGUGGUGGGAGCUGCUCUUCUUCGUGAGGAAGCUGGAAGUGCAGGAGCAGGACGAGAUCUCCCGUCUCGUUGAGCAGGAGCAGCCGGAGCAGAGGAUCCUCAACAAGUUUCUGGACGGGUACCAGGAGGACCUGCUGCCCUGGCAUGAGUGCGUUGAGCCCUGCCUGUCCUCCAUGAGCGCCCACAGCAACGACCAGGAGGUGGCCCAGGAGGCCGUGGGCUUCCUGCACCGCCUGGCCAGCGCCAGCAAGGACUGCGCGGUGGCCAUGUGCUGCGCGGGCGCCCCCGAGGCUCUGGGCAAAGCCCUGGACAGGCACGGUGCGGCUCUGCCCUUGGCACCAGCCCUGCGCGACCUGCUGAGCCGCUGCGAGCAGCACGCGAGCCUCUACCGGAGGCUGACGAGCAGCAUCUUGGCCGGCUGCAUCCAGCUGGUCCUGGGGCAGAUUGAGGAGCAUCGCCGGAGCCUGCAGCCCAUCAGCAUCCCCUUCCUAGACGUCUUUCUGCGCAACCUGUGCCGAGGCUCCAGCGUGGAGGUGAAGGAGGACAAGUGCUGGGAGAAGGUGCAGGUCUCUUCCAAUCCGCACCGUGCCAGCAAGCUCACGGAUGGCAACCCCAAGAGCUACUGGGAGUCCAGCGGCAGCACUGGCUCCCACUCCAUCACUGUCCACAUGCAGUGCGGUGUGGUGAUCAGGGAGAUGAGCAUGCUGGUGGCCAGUGAGGACUCCAGCUACAUGCCCGCCCGCGUGGUGGUGCUGGGGGGAGAGAGCCCCGCGGCCAUCACCACGGUGCUCAACGCGGUGACCGUCCUGCCCUCGGACAGCAGAGUGACGCUGCUGCAGAACAUGACCCGCUUCUGGCCGGUUGUCCAGAUCAGAGUGAAGCGGUGCCAGCAGGGCGGCAUCGACACGCGUGUGCGAGGCAUCGAGGUGCUGGGCCCCAGGCCCACGUUCUGGCCCGUCUUCAAGGAGCAGCUGUGUCGGCGGACGUUCCUCUUCUGCAGCGUGCGGGCCCACGCGUGGUGCCAGGAGAUGUGCCGGGAGCGGGGGCGCCUGCUGCAGCUCUUUGGCAGGCUGAGCCGGGCCCUGCGGCACGAACAGGCCUUCGCCGAGCGCUUCCUUCCCGACGACGAGGCAGCCCAGGCCUUGGGCAGGACCUACUGGGAGGCCUCGGUGACUCCCUUGGUGCAGAGCAUCACUAGCCCAGACCCCAGAGGCAGCAGCGCUCUGUCCUGGCUGCUGAGUGAGUACGUGGAGAGCGGGGAGGUGCCGCGCGGGGCCCCGCGCUGCAGCGCUGCCUUCCGCUCCCACGUGCGGCGCCUGACCCAGCUGCUGGUGCACGUGGAGCCGAGCGGCGCAGAGCUGGAGGAGGCCCGAGCUGCGGGCAGCGAUGGUGAGAGGCUCACCCGUUUCCCGUGCCCGCAGGUGCAGCAGUUCCUCGACGCGGCGUGGCAGGCGCCGGACGUCGUGGAGAGAUACUGCGGGCUGUACUGGCGCCUGCGCAGCGCCGCGGCGGAGCUCUUCGGGCAGCAGGCUGCCUUUGCGCUGGCCCUGGCGCAGGGCUUCGCGGGUGCCUUGCUGCACCCCUCCUUCCCGGCUGCCCUGCACGUGAGCGAGCGCUUUGCCCGCUAUCUCGACGGGCAGAUACGGGAGCUGCGUGAGGGCACGGGCAGCACGGGGCCGUUGCGGCGGCUCCUGGAGCCCUUUGUCAUCCUCUGCGGCCUGGAGCUCGCCCAUUCCUUUGAGCACUUCUACCGGUACUACCUGGGGGACCGUCUCCUGGCGCAGGGGCCCUCGUGGCUGGAAGAGGCCGUCGUGGAGCAACUCGGGUUGUGCUUCCCCAGUCGCUUCCCCCAGCAGAUGCUGAGCAACGUGGCUGAGGCAGAGGAGCUCCAGCAGCAGUUUCGCCUCUUCCAGCUGCAGGAGCAGGACAAGCAGCUGCUGGAGCUGGGCACAGGCCUGGAGAGUCCCGUGGACGAGGCGCUGGGAGAGGCGCCCCUGGCGCAGGCGCCAGAGGUGAAGGUGCUGGUGCUGUCCCCGCGCUGCUGGCCCGUCUCCCCCUUCUGCUACCUGGAUGAGCCCAGCAGAUUUUUCUCGGAAGUCCUCAGCUCCUCCCUGGCCGAGUUUGGCGGCUUCUGGCAGCAGAGCCGGAGCCAGCUGGGCUGGGAGUGCACGAAGCCCCGGCGGCUGCAGUGGACGUGGCUGGGCCACGCGGAGCUGCACUUUGGCGACUGCGUCCUGCACGUGUCCACGCUGCAGAUGUACGUUCUGCUGCACUUCAACGGUGCCGAGGAGGUG
Messenger RNA from Tinamus guttatus (white-throated tinamou), 3300 nucleotides. The record is from RefSeq and is a predicted model, not a curated record. Lineage: Eukaryota; Metazoa; Chordata; Aves; Tinamiformes; Tinamidae.